Arvicola amphibius (Eurasian water vole) is the source of this 924-nucleotide messenger RNA. Its product is annotated as olfactory receptor 5AC1-like. Bases 4 to 924 code for a protein of 306 amino acids. Gene Ontology annotation, molecular function: odorant binding; G protein-coupled receptor activity; olfactory receptor activity. Gene Ontology annotation, cellular component: membrane. The transcript has a single exon. The record is from RefSeq and is a predicted model, not a curated record. Gene Ontology annotation, biological process: G protein-coupled receptor signaling pathway; sensory perception of smell. Lineage: Eukaryota; Metazoa; Chordata; Mammalia; Rodentia; Cricetidae.
GUGAUGGAAGGAAACAGGACCCACCUGACUGAGUUUGUUCUCAGAGGAAUAACAGAUCGUCCAGAACUGCAAGUCCCCCUGUUUCUGGUGUUCGUCUCCAUAUAUGUCAUCACCAUGGUGGGCAACCUUGGUUUAAUCUUUCUCAUCUGGAAGGAUCCCCAUCUUCACACUCCUAUGUACCUUUUCCUUGGACAUUUAGCCUUUGCUGAUGGUUGUAUUUCAACCACAGUGACUCCAAAAAUGCUUAUGACAUUUUUGUAUAAAAAUGUCAUGAUAUCCCUGGGUGAGUGUUUUGCCCAGUAUUACUUUUUUUGUAUCAGUGCAACUACCGAAAUUUUUCUCCUGGUAGCGAUGGCCUAUGACCGUUAUGUAGCUAUAUGUAACCCUCUGCACUAUGCAGUUGUGAUGUCCAAUAGACUCUGCACUGUGUUAGUAAGUAUGUCAUACAUAAUUGGUUUUGUAAACUGUGGAGUUAAUGUAGGGUUAUUAUUUAGAUUGACUUUCUGUAAGUCCAACAUAAUUGACCAUUUCUACUGUGAAAUCUUGCCACUCUAUACACUCUCUUGUACUGAUCCAUCACUUAAUACAUUGAUCAUUUUUAUUUGUGCUUCUUCCAUACAAAUCAGCACCUCUGUGACCAUUGUAGUCUCUUAUGGCCGUGUCCUAUUUGCUGUCCUGAACAUGAAGUCUAAGAAGGGCAGAAAGAAAGCCUUCUUCACCUGCAGUGCCCACCUGCUUUCUGUCUCUUUGUUCUAUGGCACUCUCCUCUUCAUGUAUGUAAGCCAUGGGUCUGGACCAAAUAAAACCCAGGAUAAAAUGUAUUCACUGUUCUACACAGUUUUGAUUCCUCUGUUAAACCCCUUUAUUUACAGUUUAAGAAACAAAGAAGUUUUAGGUGCUCUGAAAAAAGUUGUAAAAGGAUAA